GAUGGUUGGAAGCGCGGUCACACUGUAUCACGUUGAUUGGGAGCAUUUCUCGCCGCGCUCGCUUCAUACUUCUGCGUAAUUUUUUCGAAUUAAUUGAAAAUAUUAAUUUAUAAUACAUAAAAGCAUAAUUUGUCCCUGCACAAGAAAGGCAACAACAAAUCGCAGCCACAGCAGCAAAAGAAUUGAAGCACGGCCUAACCGAAGAACAGCAUGAAAAUGGUGUUGUCGCAGCGGCAGCGCGAGGAGCUUAACCAAGCGAUUGCCGAUUAUCUGGGCUCAAAUGGAUAUGCCGACUCACUGGAAGCCUUUCGCAAGGAGGCCGAUCUCAGCACAGAAGCGGAAAAGAAGUUUGGCGGCCUGCUAGAAAAGAAAUGGACAUCAGUCAUACGAUUGCAAAAGAAGGUUAUGGAACUAGAGGCUAAGCUAACUGAAGCUGAAAAGGAGGUCAUCGAAGGUGCACCCACAAAGAACAAACGCACUCCCGGCGAAUGGAUACCCCGACCUCCAGAGAAAUACUCACUGACAGGGCAUCGUGCAAGCAUAACGAGAGUUAUAUUUCAUCCCAUAUUCGGACUCAUGGUCUCGGCAUCGGAGGAUGCCACUAUAAAGAUAUGGGAUUUCGAAACUGGCGAGUACGAGCGUAGUCUUAAAGGACACACAGACUCUGUGCAGGAUGUGGCAUUCGAUGCACAGGGCAAACUAUUGGCCUCCUGCAGCGCUGAUUUAUCCAUAAAACUAUGGGAUUUCCAACAGAGCUACGAGUGUGUUAAAACUAUGCACGGUCACGAUCAUAAUGUGUCCUCGGUAGCCUUUGUGCCCGCCGGCGAUUAUGUGCUGUCCGCCUCGCGAGAUCGCACCAUCAAAAUGUGGGAAGUGGCCACAGGCUACUGCGUCAAAACCUACACCGGUCAUCGCGAAUGGGUGCGAAUGGUGCGCGUGCACAUAGAAGGCAGCAUUUUUGCCACAUGCUCAAAUGAUCACACAAUACGCGUUUGGUUGACGAAUUCAAAAGACUGUAAGGUUGAAUUACGCGAUCAUGAGCAUACGGUGGAAUGCAUUGCCUGGGCACCGGAAGCAGCCGCAUCAGCAAUCAACGAAGCAGCUGGCGCUGAUAACAAGAAGGGUCAUCAUCAAGGACCUUUCCUGGCAUCUGGCUCACGUGACAAAACCAUUCGUAUUUGGGAUGUAAGCGUUGGACUCUGCUUGCUUACAUUGAACGGGCACGAUAAUUGGGUUCGGGGUUUGGCAUUCCAUCCGGGUGGCAAAUAUUUGGUAUCGGCCAGUGAUGAUAAGACCAUUCGAGUCUGGGACUUGCGCAACAAACGAUGCAUGAAGACGCUCUAUGCGCAUCAACAUUUUUGUACAUCCAUUGAUUUUCACAAAGCCCAUCCAUAUGUCAUUUCCGGCAGUGUGGAUCAAACAGUUAAAGUUUGGGAAUGUCGUUAAGAACUCAGCAAAGAAUUUGCUUAAUUCUCUCAAUUUAAACAUAAUUAAUAAAGCUACAAUAUUUAUAUAUAAAUAUAUAUAUAUAUAUAUAUAUAUACACACAUAUAUAUAUAUAUAUAUAUAUAGAAACAUAUAUGUAUUUAAAUAUGCAAAUCACACCCACACAACACAGUCUCAGCCACCUUUAUUAUCUACAUACAUAUAUAUGCGUUAAUACGUUAUAUAUCAUUUUGUAUGUCUAAAGUUCAAUCCGAAGAAAAGCAACUGUUUGCUAGCAGAUCAAGUGAAGAGAAAACGAAUUAUUUAUUUAAUUUACGGCCUCCUAAUUAACUUACAAUGCUACCAACUAUUUACAAAGUACAUGCAUAUUUAUAUAUAUAUUUAUACAUAUAUACCUUUAUACAUACGAUUACUGUUAAUUUAGAUGCUGUGUAGACCCACGCCUCAGAAAUAUGAAAACAAGAAACGUAAUACAAUCGCCCACAAAGCACGCUCGCUAGCCGACACAACUUAUAAGAUCCGUAGUAAAAUUUCCCUAGAUAUUUUUGAGUCGGAAAACAAUUUGAAGAAAAAUAUAUACAAAGAAAAAAAAACUGAAUAACACCAUUGUAAAAUUUGUCAAGUUCAAAUGUUUAAAUCACUCGCCCAGUAAUAUAGCUAAACUUCA
Messenger RNA from Drosophila nasuta, 2113 nucleotides. It is a transcript of the gene Lis-1, whose product is annotated as LisH and WD40 domain-containing Lis-1. The transcript has 8 exons. Lineage: Eukaryota; Metazoa; Arthropoda; Insecta; Diptera; Drosophilidae. Gene Ontology annotation, molecular function: protein binding. The coding region runs from base 211 to 1446 and encodes 411 amino acids. The record is from RefSeq and is a predicted model, not a curated record.